Molecule: messenger RNA, 1040 nt
Organism: Populus euphratica (Euphrates poplar)
Lineage: Eukaryota; Viridiplantae; Streptophyta; Magnoliopsida; Malpighiales; Salicaceae
Product: myb-related protein 308-like
Exons: 4
Coding region: 13-912 (299 amino acids)
Source: RefSeq, a predicted model, not a curated record
CUCGUGGAAAGAAUGGGAAGGAAUCCAUGCUGCUCCAAGGACGGACUCAACAGGGGAGCCUGGACUGCCUUGGAAGACAAAAUACUGAUGGCUUAUAUUAAAGCCCAUGGAGAAGGCAAAUGGAGAAACCUCCCCGAGAGGGCAGGUUUGAAUAGAUGUGGUAAGAGCUGUAGACUCAGAUGGUUAAAUUAUCUCAGACCAGACAUCAAGAGAGGCAACAUUUCCCAUGAUGAAGAAGAACUCAUUAUCAGGCUCCAUAACCUUCUUGGUAACAGAUGGUCCCUAAUAGCUGGAAGGCUACCUGGGCGAACAGACAAUGAAAUCAAGAAUUAUUGGAACACAACUCUGGGGAAAAAAGCUGAAGGCAAAUCAUCUUCACAAUCCAAACAAAGAUUUGAAAGCAAAGCUAGAGCAAUUAAACCCUCGACCAGCACCCAACCAUCAAAGCCAACACAGACAACCCAAGUAAUCCGCCCCAAGGCCACUAGGUGGACCAAGGUUUUGUUCUUAUUACAGUCACCACCACCGACACGGACACCACCACCACCACCACCACCACCUGAAAUUCUCUCCUCAACAGCCAUGAACGACCCCUCUCAAGCUUCCUUGAUAAAUCAUCAAGAAGAUGGUCCAAAUUUUCAUUGCGGAACUGAAGAGGUUCAUGCAUGGCAUGAUGGCUCAGAUUUCUUCAAUUUCGGGAAGUGGAAUGAAAUUCAACCAAAUGAUAUAGAUGGAGAUACACUAAUGAAGAGUGGUUGUAACCGGAAUUUGUCCACGGGUUCUGAAUAUUCCUUGGGCUUAUUUGAUGAGCUCAAGUUCAAGGACUGGGCACUCAAUCAUUGUCCUGAAGACAAUGCAACUUUGGACCUGGAGUCUCUCGCACUUCUGCUUGAUUCUGAAGAGAGGCCAUGAGAUUAGACACUGACGAGAAACUACAGCAAAAUCUCCGCCCUAUAAGAUAUAUUGGCACCUGUGGCAUAUCUCAAUUGAUUAUUAUUCAUAGAAAUCAAAGUAAUAAUUAGCUUGUGUAGGGUGUGAAA